GCUAUAUAUAGGACCGGUCAGGCAGGACGAGCCGGGGCGCAGGCAGAGCGGGCUUGGAGACGCUCUCCAGCCCGGCCGUAUCCACCCCGGGGCCUAGCCCGGCGCCAAGGCCUACCGGCGAGCGGUCGACGAACCCCAUCCCAACCCGGCGCCCGACACGAGGCCGGCCCUCGGCGAGCGGUUGACGAAUCCCAGCCUAACCCGGCGGCCGGCACGAGGCCGGGCCCUCGGCGGGCGCUUGGAGCCCGUCCCGUCCAGGCCGAGGCCCGAGGCGAGCCCUUGAAUCCCAGCCAGGCCCGCGGCCGGCCCUCGACGUAGCCCGGCGCUCGGCACGGCGCCCGGCUCUCGGCGAGCGGCGGACGAGAAGCGUCCGGGGGGUCGUCGGCCCUCCUCCGCGGCGGGGACGCCACCGGCUGCCGGCAUGGGCGUGCGCGAGGCCGAGGUGAUCCGGGCGGGCGAGCUGGAGAAGCGCAGCGCCAGCCUCUUCCAGCUGUGGAAGAAGAAGCUGGUGGUGCUGACCCGGGACAGCCUGAGCCUGCUGCCCGAGGGGGCCGGGCCGGGGAGACGCCCCAAGGAGCUCAGUUUCCAGUCCAUCCUCAAGCUGGACUGCGUGGAGCGCACGGACAAGUACGUCUACUUCACCAUCGUCACCACUGACCGCAAGGAGCUGGAUUUCCGCUGCGCCGACUCCAGCUCCUGGAACUCGUCCAUCGCCCUGGCCCUCAUCGCCUUCCAGAACCAGAGGGCGGUGGAGACGUUCCGCAGCCGCCGGCAGCCGCCCCCGCCGGCCUCGACCCCCUGAGAGGUCGCCUCGUCUGCCAGAGAUCACGUCGUCGAGAGAGCGGAGACUCGGACCAACUCCCACGAGGGGGACGGGGGUCCCCGCCCGCCGGCCCGUCCCCCCGGCCUUCAGCCCGCCGGGGCGCAGACGCGCCGACCGAUCCCGAGGCCGGUUCUCUGGACGCGGGGGUGGUGUCCCCUCCGGCCCCCCGAGCGCAUCCCCGUCCCGAUCGGGCCCGCCUACAGUCCUUCCUAUUUAUGGGCCACGGAAGAUCCGCUUCCCUCCGCCCCCCCCCCCCCCAUCACCGCCCCCCGGGGACGAGACGUUUAAGUUAUUGGUGUGUCUUUCUGUCCGUGUUUUGUAUUUAUUCCAACGGAAGCUGGACCCGAGGCCCACUUCCUCAUUUUGCAUCGCCGUUCAUUCCAAAUAAAGGAGUGGAGAGGUUUACUUUUCUA
Molecule: messenger RNA, 1236 nt
Organism: Ornithorhynchus anatinus (platypus)
Lineage: Eukaryota; Metazoa; Chordata; Mammalia; Monotremata; Ornithorhynchidae
Gene: PHLDA2
Product: pleckstrin homology like domain family A member 2
Exons: 2
Coding region: 422-802 (126 amino acids)
Biological process (GO): positive regulation of apoptotic process
Molecular function (GO): phosphatidylinositol phosphate binding
Source: RefSeq, a predicted model, not a curated record